This is a messenger RNA of Aureobasidium pullulans EXF-150, 903 nucleotides long. Its product is annotated as NAD(P)-binding protein. Gene Ontology annotation, cellular component: intracellular anatomical structure. The coding region runs from base 1 to 903 and encodes 300 amino acids. Gene Ontology annotation, molecular function: oxidoreductase activity, acting on NAD(P)H, oxygen as acceptor. The transcript is spliced from 2 exons. The record is from RefSeq and is a predicted model, not a curated record. Lineage: Eukaryota; Fungi; Ascomycota; Dothideomycetes; Dothideales; Saccotheciaceae.
AUGUCUGAACGCGAUGCUCUCUCGUCUCGAGCCAUUCCAUUCAUGGAGCUUUCAGAUGGUUCCGCUGCUUCGUUGACUGCUCCUCCGCCUCCGUUGCCUCAUUAUCUCAAUGCCGAAGGAAGAGCGAUGGCUCGUUUCGCUGUUGAAGGCAAUGCUGUUAUAACCGGAGGAGCCGGCACUCUAGCUCUCGCAGCCGCUCGUGCACUUUUGGAACACGGACUGGCCAACCUCUACCUCUUCGACUUACCCUCCACCUUGCAAUCUUCCGCUCAAGCCAUAGAAUCUUUGCGAACAGACUUCCCCUCCUCCACCAUUUCCACAGCUCCCGUCGACGUCACAGAUGCCACCCUCGUCUCUUCCGCCUUUUCCUCCGCUGCUGCUGCCAUGGGUUCACUCGACAUCCUCCUCUGUUUCGCCGGUAUAGUAGGCUGCAUCCAUGCCAUAGAAAUGACAGCAGACCAAUGGAGAAAGGUCAUCGACAUCAACACCACCGGUUCCUUCCUCUGCGCCCAAGCCGCGGCCAAACAAAUGCAAAAUCAAAACACCGGUGGCACAAUAGUAUUCACAGCCAGUAUCAGCGGAAGAAGAGUCAAUUUCCCUCAACCCCAAUCCGCAUAUAACGUCAGUAAAGCCGCUGUUGUUGCCAUGAAGGAUAGUUUGGCGGCUGAAUGGGCUAGAUUUGGUAUCAGGGUCAAUUGUAUCUCGCCCGGGUAUAUGGAUACGGUGUUGAAUGAGGGAGAAGGGUUGGAAGAGGCGAGGGGUAUUUGGGCGAGUAGGAAUCCCAUGGGUAGGAUGGGUGCUGUGGGGGAGUUGGAUGGGGUUGUGGUUUUGUUGUGUUCGAGGGCGGGGAGUUAUAUCAAUGGCGCUGAUUUUGUUGUUGAUGGGGGCGCUACGGUUUUCUAG